GUGAUGUUUAACAUUUGGACAGCGGAGACGCGCAUGCAAAGGUUGGCCCGAUGAUAAUUAAGUCUAUCAGCGGUGGACAGUCAUUAAGAAUCAAGAUGUCUGUGUUUUCGAUACUGUCUGCGUUACCGGUACUCGGGUUCACACUGUGGUUUCUGUUUUUCCGAAGAGUGACCAGGACAUCGCCGAAGCCGAUAGUAAAGCGGGAGAAGGGACAACCAGUCUAUCCUAUCGAGUACAACUUGACCAGUCGGGAAUCGUAUCCGCGCGUUAAUGGAUUUGCAUUGAAAAUAUUUGCCAAGGUCAUUCAUUCCUUUAUGGGACAAGCUGUAUUGGGACCAAAUGCAUUUGUGAAAAACAACUAUAAUCUGUUGAGAAAAAUCCAGUAUGAAGACUCAGCUGUGUAUGUCCCGUUUGAACCAUUUACUGGUCCUGAAAUGUCACCAGAGGAUGGAUGUCCAGUUGAUCUGGAAAAAUUCAUCAAUGCCGAAGAGACUGCGACUGAAGGUUUUCAAUUUUGUACUGUCUCUAAUUAUUACAAAGCAUACAGGACGGGUGGCGUUUCUCCCAUGGAUGUAGCUGAGAAAGCAAUCAAAGCAAUAGAAGACUCUGAACAGUUGACACCAAAGUUGAGAGCAGUGGUUCAAUACAAUGUACAGGAAAUUAAAAGGAUGGCGAAGGCAUCCUGUGAGCGUUUUGAAUCUAAUAAACCACUUUCAGUGUUUGAUGGUGUACCGGUCCUGGUCAAGGAAGAAGUGCAUGUUGUUCCAUACUACAAAAGAGAUGGCUCUGCGUCCAUUGGAAAUACACAGACCAAAGAAGAUGCCACCAUGGUGAAGAAAUUACGAGAUGCAGGGGCCGUAAUUCUAGGUGUCACCAACAUGCAUGAAUUUGGUAUGGGUGUUACUGGGAUCAACUCAAGCAUAAUUCAUGGGACAGCAAGGAACCCGUACAAUACUGAUCAUUGCUGUGGUGGUAGUUCUGCUGGAUCAGCCUCUGCUGUUGGAGCUGGUUUGAGCCCUGUGGCCAUUGGAACAGACGCUGGUGGAUCUAUUCGUAUUCCCGCAUCACUGUGUGGUGUCGUUGGUUUCAAACCAACAUACGGUCGUGUCAGUUUAGCUGGUGGCUGUUCUGACUUUUCUCUGUUACAUCACGGACCACUUGCCUGCUGUGUACGUGAUGCUGCGCUUAGUUACGCCAUCAUGGCAGGGCCUGAUAAAAAAGAUCCAACUAGCCUGCACCAACCAAUCGUAUCUCUGGAUAGAUUCGAUGACAAAAGUUUAACUGGUCUUCGUGUCGGAAUUGACUGGAGGUUUUUUCGUGACACGAGCACAGAAAUACUUGCUUCAUGUGAAAAAGCAUUACUGUACAUAGAGAGUCUGGGAGCCAAAGUGGUGGACGUACAAAUUCCAGAACUUGAAGAACUCAGAAUAGCACAUUUAUGUGUAGCACUGUCUGAAAUGGGUACCAUGAACAGAGAGGAAUUCAACAGUUGUUUACAUCUAAUGGGAGGAGAUACCAUCUCUUCUAACGGCGUAGGCCAACUCUUCACUGGCUCUGAUUUUGUCCAGGCAAAUCAGCAACGAGGUCGCUCCAUGAAGUUUAUUCGGGAAAUAUUUGGCAAGGUUGACUGCAUCAUAACACCAGCUACUGGUAAAACGGCUGUUAAAAUCCACCCCGGUGACUUAAAGUAUGGAGCAGUUGAAGAAAGCACUUUAAACAACUACAUCAGAUAUAUGUUUAUUGGAAACAUGCUGGGUCUUCCAAGCCUUGUUCUCCCCAUUGCUUAUGACACCAAUGGUCUGCCAAUUGCUCUGCAACUUCUCGGUAAUUGGUGGCAGGAAGACGUUGUUUUGCGUAUUGGACAUGCCACUGAAGGAUUUCUACAGAAAGCUAAACCACAAGUGCAUUAUUCUCUAUUAAGCUAGAGGGCAUUCUAGUAAUAAUAAAAAAGUUAGAGGGC
Messenger RNA from Saccoglossus kowalevskii, 1960 nucleotides. RefSeq lists its product as uncharacterized. The record is from RefSeq and is a predicted model, not a curated record. Gene Ontology annotation, molecular function: catalytic activity. Lineage: Eukaryota; Metazoa; Hemichordata; Enteropneusta; Harrimaniidae.